AAGAGGAGCUAUCAUACAUCAUGUUGAGCUUGCCACAGGGUUGGUUAUAGGUCUUUGUUUGCACCAUGGCGGACCUGCGAAAGCUGAAUCGUGGCCUUGCAGCUGUAGGGCUGUUGCCGCCGAGCAGAGACGACCACGAGGGUUGGCGUGAUUGCUUGACAAAGCUUUGCAGCAACUACCUCGGGUCGGAGUCCAAGGAGGACUCCGACAAGCAGCCACUUCCAGCCGAUUUACAGGGCGCUGCCCUGCAAGCGCGGGUGGAGGAGCGCCGAAAACGCAUUCUUGAGCUUGACUUGGACCUGGGUUUUGUGAGCCAGAGGGAGGCCAAGCUUCGAAAGUUCUCCAAGGACCCACUUCUCCAGACACGUUCAGCUGAUGAUUUUGCCAGAUGCCUGCAACGGGCUCGGGCGCGGCUCGACUCCGUCAGCGAGGAGGAGAUUGAUGACGGCUUGGACCUUGCGGGCUUUGUGGAGAAGCUCACGGUGCUGCUAAAGGAAGUCACAUGAGCGCCUUUGCCUGCCAGUGAAGUGGUUGUUCACUCCAGCUGUGCGUGCCGGAGAAAA
Durusdinium trenchii is the source of this 563-nucleotide messenger RNA. NCBI's taxonomy places the organism in Eukaryota, Dinophyceae, Suessiales, Symbiodiniaceae. The record is from the annotation of a GenBank genome assembly.